AUGGUUCUAGAAUGGUCCAUUUUCAGUUUCACCAUCAAUCUGCACAACUCUGCGGCUGACUUCUCUGGAAACGAUGUUCCCCUUCAUGUCAGUGUGCGUUUCGACGAAGGAAAGAUUGUCUGUAAUUCAUUUGCAAAGGGAGAAUGGGGAAAGGAAGAGAGAAAGAGCAACCCAUACAAGAAAGGAGACGACAUCGACAUCCGUAUCCGAGCUCACGACAGCAAAUUCCAGAUCUUUGUUGACCAGGUAAGGUAUUUCAUUCUCAAUUUUCAAGCGUAG
Messenger RNA from Cooperia oncophora, 279 nucleotides. NCBI's taxonomy places the organism in Eukaryota, Metazoa, Nematoda, Chromadorea, Rhabditida, Trichostrongylidae. The record is from the annotation of a GenBank genome assembly.